Messenger RNA from Haliotis rubra (blacklip abalone), 1758 nucleotides. RefSeq names its product transmembrane protein 53-like. The record is from RefSeq and is a predicted model, not a curated record. The transcript is spliced from 2 exons. The coding region runs from base 107 to 1021 and encodes 304 amino acids. Gene Ontology annotation, molecular function: serine hydrolase activity. Lineage: Eukaryota; Metazoa; Mollusca; Gastropoda; Lepetellida; Haliotidae.
GCACGCCACCUAGCGGUGAAUAUACGCGGUAAAGAGUAGCAGAUGACGUGAAAGGUUGAGAAGACAGAGAAGAGGAAAGUCUCAGUCACGAUCACACAUCAACAAUAUGUCGUCCAUCGGGCUUCAGCGAUCUUUCCUGGCACUGCGGAUGUCCCCCUUCAUCCAAUGUGUUCGCCUCAUGUCAAGUGCUCCUGUGACAGACUCUGUCAGGUUUGCAUCCAACCUUGAGCUUCGCAGCAUCCGUAGCAAUGAAACACUCUCAAGGUCAAGGCCACUGGUAGUCCUGGUGGGUUGGAUGAUGGCGAAGAAGCGUCAUCUGGAUAAAUAUGGAAAUUUAUAUCUGAGCAAAGGAUUUGACGUACUAAGUGUUCAAGUUCCUCCUAGCAAAGUGAUCCAGCCAAAGAAGGCCCAGAUUGUCAUACAAAAGGUUAUUGAUAUUCUGGAUGACGGCAGCAGACGCGAUAAACCACUCAUGAUCCAUGGGUUCUCUGUUGGGGGAUAUCUCUGUGGUGAGAUGCUGGUCACUCUGAGGGACCAGGCAGCAAGGUACGGAAAUAUUCGAGAUCGACUUAUGGGUCAGAUUUAUGACAGCCCUGUUGAUUUUGAAGGUGUUCCAAGAGGAUUUGCGAAUGUCCUUGGCUUUAACUCUUUUUCUCGAGCAGUCAUAAAGUCAUCAAUUGAGGCAUACCUGAAAUUAUUCAAAGAAAUGAGUACCAAACAUUACAUCAGGUCUUCAGAAGCAUUCCAUGACAAUGAGAUGCGUCUGCCAUCUUUGCUGCUGUACUCGCGAGCUGAUCCUAUUGGUGUCGCAAAGGAAAUCGAGGUCGUGGCAAGGAAGUGGGUCAGUAAGGGAAUCCCUGUCCAUUUAAAAUGCUGGGAGAACUCUCCACAUGUCAGCCAUUUCCACCGACACCCUGACGAAUAUGUCGAAGCCAUCCUGGCGUUCUUAGACGAAAUUAGAAUCUCUUCUCCGGAGAGCCAGGAAAAUGUUGUUCAGGCGAAGAAAGGAAGGAUUCCCUGAAUGUAUUGCCAUAUUUUGUUUAUUUAUUGAUAUCACUUUACAGACAAUCAACAUAUUGUAUAGCAUCAUGAAAAGAGUGGUUGGUCUCCCUUUCAUUACAGGUCUCCAGGGGUGGUGGGGUAGUCUAGUGGUUAAAGCGUUGACUCGUCACGCUGAAGACCCGGGUUCGAAUCCCCACAUGGGUACAAUGAGUGAAGCCCAUUUCUGGUGUCCCCCGCCAUGAUAUUGCUGGAAUAUUGCUUAAAGCCGCGUAAAACCAAAGUCAGUCAAUCAGUCAGUCAUUACAGGUUUCCACUUGGAGACCAUCUGUUUGUUAUUGUGUGUGAAUUGAACAUGUAUUCAGCUAUGUUUAUGAGAGACACAUAGAGUACAUACAAGGAUUAAUGAAGAUGUACUCAGGGGUUGUUUGGCAGUAAGCUCUCGGAAAGAUAUGUCCAAAUUCCAGUAAAAUUGGACAAAAAACAUGCAAAAGGCCUCAAAAUAUGUAUUCUGGUAUAAGGUUUUGGAAAUGUAAGGCAGGCAUUUUGUAUUUUAUGUUUUGGAAUUAGUCUGUUUAUUUUGUCUCUGUACAUUUAUAAUAUGUACAAAUUAUGAAUAGACAAUGCCAUUUCGAAAGUGGUCAAAUGUAACAUGUUAUAUUUGGGAUUACAGCUUCUAAGUAAAGUAACGUUUCUAGUACUUUUUGCAGUGUACAAAUUACUUUUGAGUCUCCCUGCUUAAACAUCCUUUAAGCCUUU